Cydia splendana is the source of this 5427-nucleotide messenger RNA. RefSeq lists its product as uncharacterized. The record is from RefSeq and is a predicted model, not a curated record. Gene Ontology annotation, molecular function: nucleic acid binding; zinc ion binding. Bases 1 to 5427 code for a protein of 1808 amino acids. The transcript has a single exon. NCBI's taxonomy places the organism in Eukaryota, Metazoa, Arthropoda, Insecta, Lepidoptera, Tortricidae. Gene Ontology annotation, biological process: DNA integration.
AUGGCAAGUUUGUACACCCGGGUUCAGCUGCGCCAUGACAAAUUACAAAAGGUGACUGCGGAAUCUCAAGCUCUCUGGGAGCAGUUGCAAGCGGAAGGAGCUGUCAGUGAAGAGGAGUUCACGGCAAUCCGCUUAAAAUUGAAGCAAUGCUUGGGGAGUUUUGAGAAGGAGUUAUUCCAAUACUUAAACGCGGUACCAGAUGCGGAUGUUAUUGAAUUAACUCAGAAUCAAUUAGUGGCUGAAGAUCUGUUGACGGAGUUGGAAGUUGCGUGGCAGAUCUCCAAAAGACAGAAGGAAACCGUGAAGAAAUCCAAACUGCCCGAACUAAGCCUUCCCUCCUUUUCGGGGGACAAGUUGAAAUGGUGCGAAUUUUGGGACCGGUUUGCAGCUAAUGUACACCAUAGAGAGUUACAGGAAUCUGAGAAACUAAUGUACCUCCUGAGCUGCCUAAAGGGUUCAGCACUUGAAACGGUUUCGGGAAUAGCGGCGACCAACGCAAACUACUCCGUUGCAGUGGAAACUUUGAAGCGAAGAUAUGGGUCAACUAACACUCUGAUUGACGCGCAUUAUACGGCCCUCAACAACCUCCAAAAGGCAGACUAUACUAGUGCCAGCUGUCGGAGUGUCCUAGACAGUGUUGAACGGAAUAUCAGGGUGUUAGAGAAGCUCGGGGAACCAGUUGGAGGCAACCAUUUAAGGGCAUUAGUACUGUCAAAAUUCCCGGAACAGGUUAUACGUGAGCACCACCUCAUCGGUGAAGGUACUGACUUGAUGGCCAUCAGAAACAGUCUAGAUAGAAUUAUAACGGCAAUGGAAAAGUCAACACCAAGUACAGAGUACAUUGCCGUGCCUGGCAGUAGCACAACUGAGGCGUUGCAAGUCCGCACAGAGGUGAGGCCUCAGACUAGCCGGAAGAGGAAACUUGCUGGAAAUGCUGGAGCACCACCUUCAAAGCGAGCUAAGAGAGCAUGCUUGUUCUGCAACCUGAAAGGACAUGCUAGCAGGGACUGUCGCAAGUACAGUACAGUCGAAGCUCGACAGAAGCAAGUAAUGGGAAGGUGUCUACACUGCCUCCGACGCAAUCAUGUGACAUCAUCCUGCAAGCGCAAGAUUGCUUGUUUCCGCUGUAAAGGGGACCAUCUACUCAUAUUCUGUCCCAAUCCGGCCUCAGAUGGUGAGCAACGUGACAUUUUAGAGAAAUUCUCUUUAAAAUCCUUGUGUGCUACUUCUAACAAACAUACCCUUUUACAGACCGCAGUGGCAACUCUUCAAAACCCUCUAACUAAGAAAAGCAACAAAGGCAGAAUCUUCAUAGACUGCGGUAGUCAGCGGAGUUACAUUACUCUGGCAGCUGCAAAAAAGUUAGGCCUGCCUACCCUUCAGGAAGACCUUCUACUAAUUUUUACCUUCGGAGCUUCUGAACCUAUGGAGACAUCGACCCCCUCAACAACGGUUGACAUCCAGACAAAACGUGAUGUUACCAGGCAGUUUACUGUGAACGUCGUACCAAGAAUUACAGACAGGGUUCCGGUGACAUCCUUCAAGUAUCCUGGAGUCGACAUUGUUGCUGAUGAUGAUACAGUUGGAGAGGUUGUUGAUGUACUCAUUGGGAAUGACUACUUUGGCGCUAUCCUCACAGGAAGAAAGAUCCAGGUGUCCGAAGACUUUUGGUUAUUGGAUACGGAUUUUGGAUGGGUGCCUUCGGGGAAGCUUGCUCCUGAAGAAAGAAGCGGAGUACUCUCAGUGGUCACAUACUGUCAAUGUCAUACUCCUAGCUGCCCAUAUUUCAGCGAGCCAGAUCUGCCUUUAAGAAACAUAGAUGUAAGGUUCUUAUGGUCAUUAGAGAACCUAGGGAUUACGGACUCUCCAAAAGCUACGAGACAAGAAGAAGCAGUUCGUCACUUCAAUGAGACAGUGCAACAUCAGGAAGGCCGGUACUUAGUGAAAUGGCCCUGGAUUGAGUACCCACCAGAUUUGCCAUCAAAUUUUGGGUUGGCCUUUGGUCGACUGAAGAGUAACCUGAAAAGACUAGACUUGCAGUUGAUUAAGGAAUAUGACUUGAUCUUGAAGGAACAACUUGACCUCGGAAUUAUAGAAGUCGUUACUAGAGGGUCAGACUUGAACGGGGACCACCCAAUUCACUACCUCGCCCACCAUAUGGUGAAACAAGAUGGCGGCGGCAAGGGGAGGAUAGUAUACGACGCUAGUGCCAAAAGUACUGGACAGAAAAGCCUCAAUGAGUGCCUUUACAGCGGACCUUCUAUGUUAGAAGACCUAACGGCGUUACUUUUGAAGUUCCGCACGAAGAGGUAUGGCAUACUGGCUGAUGUAGAAAAGGCGUUCCUACAAGUAGCACUUCAAGAGGAUGAUCGCGAUGUCACAAGAUUCCUCUGGUUAAAGGACACAACCAAGGAAGCGACGGAGGAUAACCUGCUAUAUCUGAGGUUCUGCAGAGUACCAUUCGGAGUUGUCGCGAGUCCAUUCUUACUGACAGCAACGAUCCGACAUUACAUAAGCCAGUCAAACAAGGCCUUGCUGAAACAAGUCGCUGACAAAUGCUAUGUGGAUAACCUAGUGACUGGAGCCGAUGGCCUGCAGGAGGCUAAGCAGAUCUAUGAGCAAACCAGAACAGUGUUUGAACAGCUGUCUAUGAAUAUGAGGGACUGGAUCUCAAACAACCAGAGCUUUAUGGACAUGAUACCAGAAUGUCAUAGGUCAGUCAAACAUGGACAGGUCAAAGUGCUUGGACUUAUGUGGAAUGUCGAAGAAGAUACGCUGAAACUGAAUUUGACUGAGAACCACUUCAGCACAAAUCCUCCUAUUGACACAAAAAGAAAAGUUCUUCGGGCUCUAGCACGUGUGUAUGACCCAUGUGGUUUUGUAUGCCCAUUAAUGUUGUCAAUGAAGCUGAUCUUCCAGAAUAUCUGUGAAAAGAAAUGUAAAUGGGAUACAGAACUACCUACGGAGAUGACACAGUCUGUGAAGAAAGUCAUGGAAAGUCUGAAAUCCAUAGUGGACACAGAGGUGCCUAGGUAUAUCGGGACAGAUAUCUCAAGGAGUGAUCUUAAAUAUCACUUACACUGCUUCACAGAUGCCUCCAAAGACGCAUAUGCUGCCGUUAUCUACCUCAAAGUGAUUGAAGAUGGACAAGGAAAAUCAGUCUCGCUUUUGAUAGCAAAAUCACACGUGUCACAGACCAAAGACAAGGAUGAAUUAAAAAUUCCCAAAUUAGAAUUACUAGGAUUUCUGAUUGGAAGCAGACUCCUGAAAUAUGUAAGGAACAACCUUGAUCUUGACAUUGAGAAAGAAUAUUUGUGGUCAGAUAGUUUGGUUGUACUUAGUUGGAUGAGGUCAAACAAACUGCUCCCACCCUUUGUUGCCAACAGGGUAAACGAAAUCAAGCGUGACCAUCCUAACACAGAGAUGUUCUACGUCCACACAAAAGAAAAUCCUGCUGAUAUUGCUACGCGUCCCGAGCUGUUUGGAGAGAAAAGGCAACUUUGGUUUAACGGACCGCAGUUUCUUGCCAAGGAAGAAUCAUGCUGGCCCCAAAAUAGACUCUAUGAGGCACAUCAGAACCUUCUUUCUGUUGGGGAGGUCCUGGGUGACGACCCAGGUGAGCCAACACAGGUAGUACCCAUUGGUGAUGACGCUGACCAGAGUGAGGACCUAGAGCAAGGAAGUCCCAGUGAUCCCGUUGAACUAAUGGAUACCCAGGAUUUAAGCAUGCCUACAGAGAGUGGUGAAUAUCCUACUGAUGGAAACAUGGAACUUGACAAUCCUGAAAAUCAUAGCGAAGGAGACAUCCAGCAGCAGACCAUUGUUGCCAAAAUAGUGUCCGAGAUAAAAGAUCUACAAAGAAAGCACUUCCAAGAAGAACUAGAUGGUAAAAGGACUCAUUUAGCACGAAACCUAGAUCUCUUUGUUGAUGUGGACGGCCUUCUUAGGUGCCGUGGGCGUAUGGCAAACACCACCUGGAGCUAUGACAUGAAGUAUCCGAUACUAUUGCCAAAGAAUUCAGAGUUCACUGACAGAAUCAUAAAGGAGACUCAUGAGAGUAACUACCACGUUGGUGCUCCACAUACAUUGAGUAUCAUCAGGGAACGGUAUUGGAUACCCCAAGGGAAAGCCCAGGUGAUGAAGGUGUUAAAGCGAUGUACCCAGUGUGUCAAACACGGCGGCGGUCCGUAUCGUUUACCAGCCACACCGGCGCUGCCUCCAGAACGAGUAAAUUACAACAGACCCUUUACUUACACUGGUGUUGAUUAUCUAGGACCGUUAUUUGUCAGUACCCAGACUGGUAAAGAGAAACGUUGGGUAGCCUUAUUCACUUGUUUGACAGUAAGAGCGAUACAUCUCGAGAUCGUGAAGGACCUCUCGGCUGAAGAAUGUCUCCUAGCAUUGCGACGGUUUAUAGCUGGUAGAAACAAACCACAACGGAUGUACUCAGAUAAUGCGACUUGUUUUAAGUUGGUCGCUGCAAUGGUACAACAGCCAUACUGCGUUAAGAAUGACAUACAGUGGAAAUUCAUAUGUCAACUAGCACCGUGGCAUGGAGGGUUUUACGAGCGGCUUGUGGCCUUGGUGAAGCAUUGUCUUAAAAGAACCCUAGAAAAACACCUUCUCAAUGAUACCAGGUUACUGACGGUGAUAAAGGAAGUGGAAACAGUGCUGAAUUCAAGACCACUGACCAGAGUCGGUACAGAUGUGGAACAUGUUCUCUGCCCGGCAGAUUUCUUAAGCCUAGGACAAUGUUUGACUAUGAGACCAUCUGCUGCUGAUAUUCCGACUUGUAACACUGUUACAAAGAGUGACCUGUUUGAGAGCUGGAAGAGAGGAUACAAUAUUCUAGCAGAAUUUAAGAGAAUGUUCGUCAUGCAGUAUCUUGCUAGUCUGAGAGAGAGGUACAACAACUCACCCAAGCAGCCUAGAGUUAAAUCUCAUCGAUCACCACAAGAAGGCGACCUUGUACAGGUUAAAUCGGAUCUCAAGAACAGAAACCUCUGGAAAGUGGGGAAGAUCCACGAGCUGAUCAAGGGAAGUGAUGGUGAAUGUAGAGUAGCGAGGGUCAAGGUUGACGAUUCUACUUUAACACGUUCCAUUGGCCAUCUCUACCCUCUGGAGGUAGAUGACGAGACGCCUGAGGUAGAACCUGUAGCGGGAGGCUCGGCUGAGAUUGGAGAGGACAGCGGGGAGUUGGAAGUUCCAAACAGAGUGAAUGAUCAUCACGUACCUGUGCUCGUUGAACAACCGGAGGUCGACGCGGAUGAUCUGGCAGAGUGUGACAUGACCAGUCACAAUGAAGUCCCACCACCAGAGGAACAGCCAGAGGAAAGAGGCGUUGGCAGAAGCAAGCGGAUCGCAGCCAUACGUGCCAGGGAUAAAAUCCUGGAGUGGACGCGACACCUGCUCGCCCUGCUGCAUUAA